AUGGGGAUCGUCUUGGGUCGGGUGAACGUGGAGACGCCGCGAUUCACGGUGGAGGCGAAGACGGACGCGUUUGAGAUUCGCCGAUACCCCCCGCAGAUGGUGGCGGAAGUGACGUUCGACGGCGACCACCAGAACGGCAUCAACACAGCCUUUUCCGCCCUAGCAGGGUACAUAGGCGCGCUCUCUGCUCCUCAGAACCGACCUGCACCUGCCCAUUCGGACAGCCCAGGCGAGGGGGGUGAAAAGCUUGCCAUGACUGCUCCCGUGCUGACACACGCUGGAGGAGGGAAAGGAGGAGGAGAGGGAGGAGGAGGAGGGGAUGGGGGAGAGAAGAGCACUACUGGUGGUGAGAAGAUUGCCAUGACUGCUCCGGUGCUCACACAUAUUGCAGAAGAAGGCGGAGAUGUGGGAAGAGGAGGGGAAGGAGGAGGGGAAGGCGGAGGGGAUGAGGCAGGGAAGAACAUUGCUGGGGGUGAGAAGAUCGCCAUGACUGCUCCUGUGGUGACAGCCCCCACUUCCUCUCCAGGCAAGACCACGAUGCAGUUCCUCCUGCCAGCAUCCCUCACACCAGCCACCACACCGAUUCCUACCAACCCGGCAGUCACCAUUCAUCAGCUGCCGCCCCGUCUUCUGGGAGCCGUCACUUUCUCGGGCCUCACAACGCAAUCCGUGCUUCAGCACAAGUCGCAGGAGCUGCAGGCGGCAUUAGAAGCAGCUGGGUAUAAAGUAUGUGGGGAUUAUGUGGUUGGGCGAUACAAUCCGCCGUUCACUCUGCCGUUUAUGAGGACUAACGAGAUCUUGUACCCUGUGGAAGGAUAA
Closterium sp. Naga37s-1 is the source of this 819-nucleotide messenger RNA. The record is from the annotation of a GenBank genome assembly. Lineage: Eukaryota; Viridiplantae; Streptophyta; Zygnematophyceae; Desmidiales; Closteriaceae.